UAGGACUCUAUAAUGUUGGGGGGCGGGGCACUUCAGAUUCUAGAGAGCGUUUGAUUGGACAGAAAGCUGAAGUGCAGAAUGACAUCAUCAAAAUUGUUGCUCCGUAUUGAUGGACUAGAAAAACUUUUAAUUUUGAAUGCAAACAUCGUCUAAACGCGAAGUUUGUCACUGUUUUGGAGCGCACUAGCUUAUAGAUAACCUUAAGGCUAAUAUAUUAAUACUAAAAGCCACAAAACUUACUGAUACCGAUUUCAUGAGGACUUUAAUGCUACAACAUACAAAAACAUUUUAGACAAUUGUGUGCUUCCAACUUUUUUUUUUUUUGCAACAGUUUAGGGAAGACCCAGACAUGGGUGUGAUGGUCAGGUGUGCACAAAUUUACGCAAAUUGAGAAUAAUAUGAAUAUAGCGCAAUAAUCUGCGCGUCUCCGACGCAUCCUGUCAGCUCUCGAACGGCCCCGCGGUAUCACAUGUGGACGACCUGAAACGUCAUAUAUGCGCCAACAUGCGUGUAGUCUCUUUCCAGGUUUUCUUUUAUUUAUGCAGUGUUGUUUUGGUAUUAUUAUUAUUAUUAUUAGUGUUUUUUUCUAUUUAAUUUUAGUAUUAUUAUUACUAUUAUUAUUAUUAUUAUUAUUAUUAUUAUUAUACUAUUAUUAUUAUUUAUUUUUUUUCCCCUGCCAAUCUACUGCCCACACUCCAGUCCAGUAGGUGGCGGUAAUGCACCUUUAGUGGUUUGCCAACCGGCAUUAAAAAUAAAAAGAAGAAGAAGAAGUAGUAGUCUCUUUCCAGGAUGACUGCCUGUUAUGCUGGCGAGCUGUUUAAAGGAUUAGGAUUGUAGCUUGUCGAGCAAACGCUGUCAAUUGUUUAAGUAUUUACUCCGUGCUAUUAAACAUGCAUUCUAAUCUUAAAAGACUGUCCGCAAGCAAGGCUUCCGUGAAGUCCAGCACACAGACGACUAUCAGCAGGUUCUUCAGCAGUGCAGGAGAUCAAGGCGUGGAGGUCGACAAGCCAAGCAUUAACCGUGCUGAUCACAGUCAGGAAACCAGAGGCAAGAAGAGGCUGCCAUUACCUGACGGAGGUGGAUCCUUGAAGAAACGGCUUAAAGUCUCUCGCAGUGCGAAAGACUUGGAGAAAGACGAAGAGAGAAAGCCGACGAGCUCUGACGGUAGCACUAAAUUAGACGACCAGGGCCCUGCCUCUAAGGCAAGUCUUUCCUGCUCCACACUGGAGAAGCUGCGAGGUUUCAGCUGCCAUUCGGGCAAUGAGAGCAGCGCCACAUGCGAGAGUGUCAAGAUGGACGUCUCGGGAACAGGACAGUUAGAGAGCACAAUGAGAGAACAAGUCAAGAUGGAGGAGGACACUGAAGAAGAGCUGGUUCAGAGCAAACAGGUGGGUAACUUCAGUCGGUUUGCUAAGACUGGCGGUGUUUCAGCAUUUAAGAGGAGUCCCCCAGAACCGGCAGGACCUAAUAAGAGAACCAAGAGCAUCUACACUCCCCUUGAGCAGCAGUACAUGGAGAUUAAGGAGCAACACAAAGACACAAUACUUUGUGUGGAGUGUGGCUACAAGUACAGGUUCUUUGGAGAGGACGCAGAGAUUGCUGCAAAGGAGCUAAACAUCUUUUGCCACCUGGAUCAUAACUUCAUGACGGCCAGCAUCCCUACUCAUCGCCUGUUUGUGCAUGUCCGCCGCCUCGUCUCUCAGGGCUACAAAGUAGGAGUUGUAAAACAGACGGAAACAUCAGCAAUCAAAGCCUCCAGUGCCAACAAGAGCUCCCUCUUCACCCGGCAGCUAAGCGCACUUUACACCAAGUCUACACUGGUUGGGGAAGACAUGAACCCCUUGUUGAAACUAGGGGAUUUGGAGCAAGUUGAAGAUGUAGUGCAGGACACAGCCAGCAGCUACCUGAUGUGUGUGAGUGAGAGCUGGGAGAAACAGAGUAAGGAGCUGACUGUGGGCUUAGUGGUGGUGCAGCCCAGUAUUGGUGACAUAAUGGUGGACUGUUUUAAAGACAACGCAUCUCACUCCGAGCUGGAGGCCAGAGUUCUGAGGAUCCAACCUGUAGAGAUCCUGGUCCCCUCUAACCUGUCUGAGAGCACUGAGCGACUCCUGCGCACCAUCGCUCUGUCCAGCGUCCAGGCAGAUGAUCGCAUUCGUAUUGAGAAGCGAGACAGCACCCAGUUUGAAUACCCCACUGCCAUGCUGACCAUCAACAACUUGUUUGGCAGCGUAACUCCUCAGACAGCAGAAGAUCAGGAAAAGGGUUCCUCUCCAUUCUAUCUAAGUUUAGAGAGCCAAAUCGUCUGCUGUUUGGGGCCAGUGAUCCAGUACCUGACUGAAUUUAAGCUGGAGAGGGUUCUCCUUUGUUCCAGUUCGUUUAAGAGGCUGUCGAGUGAUGCAGAGCACAUGGUAUUGAGUGCCACUACUCUGAAGAACCUAGAGAUCUUUUGUAACCAGACCACAGGCACAGUCAAGGGUAGUCUGCUCUGGGUUCUGGAUCAUACACGCACUCCGUUUGGGAAGAGGCUGCUAAAGAAAUGGGUCAGCCAACCCCUAAAGUCUACAUCUGAGAUCCUGUUACGUCAGGAAGCUGUGGCAGAAAUCCUGUCCUCCGAGUCUGUCGUGUUGCCCUCCAUCCAGACCCUGCUCACUCGACUGCCAGACCUGGAGAGAGGUCUCUGCAGCAUUUAUCAUAAAAAGUGUUCCACUCAGGAGUUUUACCUCAUCAGCAGCACGAUGUCUCGCCUGAGUGCAGAACUUCAAGCCCUCGUACCCGCCAUCCAAUCACAGCUCAGCUCUGCCCUCUUAAAGAGCCUGCUCCUGGACACACCCCAGCUCCUCAGCCCUGCCCACAAUUUCCUCAAAGUGCUCAAUGAAAAGGCUGCCAAGACCGGGAAUAAAACGGAGCUUUUUGAGGACCUGACAGACUUUCCUGUAAUUAAGGAAAGAAAAGAAGAGAUUCAGGCUGUUCUCACAGAAAUGAUGGAACAUCGGCGAGAAUUAGCCAUCGUCCUUCGAAAUCCGUCGCUGGAUUACACCACCGUGUCUGGACAAGAGUUUCUCAUUGAGGUGAAAAACAGCAUGUCCUCCAUUGUCCCUCCAGACUGGGUCAAAAUUAGCAGCACCAAACUAGUGGGUCGUUACCACUCUCCCUUCAUUGUAGAGAGACACCAGCAUCUGUUGCGACUGCGCGAGCAGCUGGUUCUAGACUGCGGCAGAGAGUGGAUCAACUUCCUCCAGCUAUUUGGGGAACAUUACUACAUCCUGAAGAAAGCGGUGGGUUACCUAGCAACCGUCGACUGCCUCUUUUCAUUGGCCCAGGUUGCUAAAGACAACAAUUACUGCAGGCCAGAGGUUCUGGAGCAGGAGGGCCACAUAGUGAUCCGGGAAGGCAGACACCCAGUCAUCAACAUGCUGAUGGCGGAGCAGGAUCAGUAUGUGCCCAAUGACACUGAUCUUCAGGGUGAGGGCAAGCGAGCCAUGAUCAUCACUGGGCCCAACAUGGGGGGGAAGAGCUCUUAUAUUCGCCAGGUGGCUCUUAUAAGCAUCAUGGCCCAACUGGGAUCCUUUGUGCCAGCCACUGAGGCAUCAUUUGGCAUUGUGGAUGGCAUUUUUACAAGGAUGGGAGCCUCGGACAACAUCUCAAGAGGUCGAAGCACCUUCAUGGAGGAACUGAUGGAGGCCUCGGAGAUCCUGUCUCGUGCCACAGCACGUUCCCUAGUGAUCCUGGAUGAGCUCGGCCGUGGCACCAGCACACAUGAUGGAAUCGCCAUCGCCUACGCCACUCUGGAGUUCUUAAUCAGAGACGUGAGGUGUUUGACCCUCUUUGUGACCCACUACCCUCCACUGUGUGAGCUUGAGAAGCUGUACCCGUGUCACGUUGGAAACUACCACAUGUCCUUCCUGCUCAACGAGCCAGGGACUGCAGCUGAAGAGGAGGAGGUGCAGCCAGAGUUCAUCACUUUCCUCUAUCAGCUGGUGGAGGGAGCAGCAGCUCGGAGCUACGGGCUAAACGUGGCACGGCUAGCUGAAAUCCCCCAGAGCAUCCUCACAUCUGCUGCGCUCAAGUCCAAAGAGCUGGAGGCCAUCGUCAACAGCCGCAGGAAAACUGUGAAGCUGCUUACCGACGCUUGGAAAAUCACUAACAGGGAAUCAUUACACGAGUGGAAAAAAGGCGGACAUUAAGAAGGUGUGCGUGUUUGCGUAUGAUUGUGUGUGAGGAGGUGCUGUGUGCUGAGGUAGUCCCUAUAACACACACUUUAUUCGAAUCUACACGCAAUUGAGGUGUUUUUUUUUUUUUUUGUACGUUUUCCUUUUUAUGUCUGCACCUUUUUUUAUGUGUCACGAUCACGUCUGAAAGUUGAGUAUCUCUUGCAGAUUCAAGGUGCUAUGUUAUAGGUUCUGAGCAAAAUCUGAACGUGUAUACAGAACUGCUGAUCGAUGUGAAUUGCUGUUGUGUGAUGACGCAAAAUCAUUAAAUCAGAAAUCCUCUGCUUUGUA
Messenger RNA from Ictalurus furcatus (blue catfish), 4499 nucleotides. RefSeq names its product mutS homolog 3 (E. coli) (gene msh3). Lineage: Eukaryota; Metazoa; Chordata; Actinopteri; Siluriformes; Ictaluridae. The coding region runs from base 891 to 4184 and encodes 1097 amino acids. The record is from RefSeq and is a predicted model, not a curated record. Gene Ontology annotation, biological process: mitotic recombination; mismatch repair; somatic recombination of immunoglobulin gene segments. Gene Ontology annotation, cellular component: nucleus. Gene Ontology annotation, molecular function: mismatched DNA binding; ATP binding; ATP-dependent DNA damage sensor activity. The transcript is spliced from 24 exons.